CAUCCACUAAAACAUCUCCUUCCUCAUCUCCCGCCUGAAAACUCAUUGUCGGCGCUUCACCGGAUUUGCUUUCCCCCAUAAUGGCCACAGUUGCAAUGCAAGCAUCUGCGGCCGCUCUCCGGCCAUGCAGCUCCCGUUCGAGAUUCUUGACAGGGGUGUCUUCUGGGAAACUACAACCGUCGAGGCUGUUCCCGGCCAAAUCCUUGCCAUCUUCCACCUUCAAGGUGGAAGCCAAGAAGGGUGAAUGGCUCCCUGGUCUUCCCUCGCCGGUCUAUCUCGACGGAAGUUUGCCAGGUGACAAUGGAUUCGAUCCCCUCGGCCUGGCCGAGGACCCUGAGAACCUCCGGUGGUACGUGCAGGCGGAGCUCGUCAACGGGCGCUGGGCCAUGCUCGGCGUGGUCGGGAUGCUGCUUCCGGAGGUCUUGACCAAGAUCGGCAUCAUAAACGCGCCGCAGUGGUACGACGCCGGCAAGGCUGAGUACUUCGCAUCCUCGUCGACGCUCUUCGUCAUCGAGUUCAUCCUCUUCCACUACGUGGAGAUCAGAAGGUGGCAGGACAUCAAGAACCCCGGCUGCGUCAACCAAGACCCCAUCUUUAAAAACUACAGUUUGCCGCCACAUGAAUGCGGCUACCCUGGCAGCGUCUUCAACCCGCUCAACUUCACCCCCACACUCGAGGCUAAGGAGAAAGAACUUGCCAAUGGGAGACUGGCAAUGUUGGCCUUCCUGGCGUUUAUUAUCCAGCAUAACGUGACAGGCAAAGGGCCAUUUGAGAACCUUCUGCAGCACCUUUCGGACCCAUGGCACAACACAAUCAUCCAAACCUUCCAGGGAUAAAGAUUAGGAGCAGAGCCUUUCUGUUUCAAAACACUGUAACAGUAAUUUUAUUGUGGGUUUACUCAAGUGAUACGUGAAGAAAGCAAUCCUGCCUGUACAGUGGAAGUUGAACUUUUGUCGAUGAUAUUGCUAUUGUUGUUGUCA
This is a messenger RNA of Zingiber officinale, 980 nucleotides long. Its product is annotated as chlorophyll a-b binding protein 4, chloroplastic-like. The coding region runs from base 81 to 836 and encodes 251 amino acids. Gene Ontology annotation, cellular component: membrane. Gene Ontology annotation, biological process: response to light stimulus; photosynthesis, light harvesting in photosystem I. NCBI's taxonomy places the organism in Eukaryota, Viridiplantae, Streptophyta, Magnoliopsida, Zingiberales, Zingiberaceae. The transcript has 3 exons. The record is from RefSeq and is a predicted model, not a curated record.